UAGAAAAAUAUCAUCUUUUACUAGUUGUGGUACAAAUAAUAUAUAAAAAUGUAUUAAAAAUAUAGCAAAAAAUAAACGGGGCGGGUACGAGGCGGGUAAAGGGGCAGAAAUGUAUAAAAUCGUAACCGCCCCGUUACCCGUAAAAACAAAACGGGUAAUCCCGCACCGUACCCGUUACCCGGUCAAUGCGGUUUUCCCCGCAUUUACACCCAAUCAAGGAGUAGAACUCUUACAAGUAAUCUGGUUAUUUAAGCACGGCGCUAAGGCAAAUACUCAGUGACUUCAAUUCUUGCAUCAGCCGUACCCUUUCUAUCGCUUUUCUUUCGCUUUUUUUCUAUCGCUUUUCUUUCUCAUCAAUAUGGGACGACAGGCUUUGACUUCUAAAGGCAACAUUACAUUCCUAUUCUCACUCUUACUUUCACUUCUGUUGAGCCUUCAGUAUUGCAGCUCGACGACGGACACCAUUACCGUCAAUCGACCUCUUAAAGAUGGGGAGUUAUUAAUCUCUAAAGCAAAAUCUUACGCUCUCGGUUUCUUCACUCCCGGCAACUCCACCGACAGACGGUACGUCGGGAUUUGGUACCGGCAAAUCCCCGAUCAAAUGGUGGUUUGGGUCGCUAACAGAAACAGCCCCGUCAACGGCACCUCCGGCGUCCUCUUCAUCGACGUCACCGGAAAUCUCGUCAUCCAAGACUCGAGAACCAACAUCUCAGUCUGGAACACCAGUCUAGAUUUUCCGGCGACCCCCGCGCCGUCUAAGGCGGCCUACUCUGCCCAGAUCCAAGAAACAGGGAAUCUGGUCCUGUAUCGCGGCGACCAGACGGCGGCAUGGCAGAGCUUCGAUUAUCCGACGAACACAUUGCUUGCCCACAUGAGAUUAGGAAUGGACACCAAACGCGGCUCGAAUCUCUCCAUCACGUCAUGGAAAUCAGCCGAUGAUCCGGCCGUCGGCGACUACGCGCUCAGCGUACAGAUGAAGGGGAAACCGCAGGCGUUUCUGUUUAAAGAUUCGACCCGAGCAUGGAGGCUCGGGUCGUGGAACGGAAUCCGGUGGAGCGGCUUGCCGGAGAUGACUCCAGACGCCACGCCGUACGUCUUCACGGAAAACGACGAUCAGGCAACAGAGGAGUAUUCGAUCAAGGACCCGAAUAUGUACACGAUCGUGAUGUUAGAAGUGAUUUGAAUUCUCUUUAAAACGAAUGUAAAUAGAGCAUAGAAAAUCAGGACACUAAAAGAGGCAUUUUUUAUUGGAGGAAGAAAAACUUAAAAAUCCAAAGCAAAACAAAUAAAGCCUGAACAGGACCUAGUUUUUUAGCUAAUCAAAUAUUGUGAUAUGGCGGUUGAUAAUCAAUUUGACACAGCCCAGGGAACAUUCAAACCUAGAACCCUAGGAAUUAUCUUUAUAUGGAACGCAUACAAUCUGUGCUCAUAGAAAAUGGUGUUACUAUUCAUUCUUUACUAUUUCGAUCACGAAAUAGCCUUCUUAUCAAUUAAAGGAGACUAACUGUGCAAAAUUUGUAUGAUUUUUACGUGUGACAACACAAAAAUAAAAAUAGGAAGGUGAGACACUAUUUCUACUUCUACCUAGCAGGAAAAAAGUUUAAGUCAC
Molecule: messenger RNA, 1609 nt
Organism: Cuscuta epithymum
Lineage: Eukaryota; Viridiplantae; Streptophyta; Magnoliopsida; Solanales; Convolvulaceae
Source: the annotation of a GenBank genome assembly